AUGAGGAAUUGGGAAUUAUCAUCGGUUCGAAGACGUGGUGGAACAAGAGACACCAUAAAUAUGUUCAAUGAAGUUGCAAAGGCAAAUCAAGAGAAACUUGAUAAAAAUCCUUUUUCCGAGACAUAUUCUGUACAACAUUUUAAUAAGAAUGCAAAUGAUUACGGUCGACCGACAGCUGGAUCAAAAACAGAAGCCAGAGGAAUCAAAGCUGGUGUUCACGUUAGCCGAGAAGUUUUAUUUCUAUGUGAAAUAAUCAAUGAAUAUGCGGAAGGCGAACAUCCGAAUCGUUGCAUUAAAUUUGGCCCACUUUUUUAUAUAUAUUCACAUUAUUCAGAUAAGCUUGUGGGAAUGUUAAUACGUGCACGAAAAUAUAAAUUGGUGGAUUUCGAAGGCGAAAUGUUAUAUCAGCGACAAGACGAUGAUAAGAUAAUUCGAAUGCUUAUGCCAAUUCAAGAGAUCCGUAAAGUUGUCUCAUCAUCCGGUGAUCCGGUUAAUUGUAUUACACACUUUUCAGAGAUCAGAGUUCCUAAUGCUCCUAUUACCACGAGUACCACCGAUACGCCUUCAAUUUUCCUCUCUUUGUAUUAG
This is a messenger RNA of Dracunculus medinensis (Guinea worm), 588 nucleotides long. The record is from the annotation of a GenBank genome assembly. NCBI's taxonomy places the organism in Eukaryota, Metazoa, Nematoda, Chromadorea, Rhabditida, Dracunculidae.